Molecule: messenger RNA, 1026 nt
Organism: Elephantulus edwardii (Cape elephant shrew)
Lineage: Eukaryota; Metazoa; Chordata; Mammalia; Macroscelidea; Macroscelididae
Gene: OSMR
Product: oncostatin M receptor
Exons: 7
Coding region: 1-1026 (341 amino acids)
Molecular function (GO): protein binding
Source: RefSeq, a predicted model, not a curated record
AUGAUUCUGUUGAACAACUUUUCUGAAUCUCUGAAGUUGACUCCCGAAUCACUCAAAAUUUCCACCAAUUUUUCACAACAACGUUUGGAUUUUCAAUGGCAUGUCAACAAUAGUUUAUACCGUCAGAGAAUAGAAAUGGUUUUUCAGAUACAGAUCAGUCGAAUUGUAACUUCCAAUGUCAUCUGGGUGGGGAACUACAGUGCCUCCGUGAAGGGGACCCAGGCCCUGCAUUGGAGCUGGGAAUCGGAACUCCCUCUGGAAUGUGCCACUCACUAUGUGCGAAUAAGGAGUCUGGUGGAUGAUGCCAGGUUUCCCAAGCCCAGGGCCUGGAGCCCCUGGAGCUCAUGGGAGAAAGACAGUGUAAAACCUUCUCUUGGAAAGGGUUAUUUCCUCAUUUUCCCCCAGGACAAAAUAGUGGAAGAAGGCUCCAAUGUCACCUUCUGUUCCAUUUCUAGGAGUAAUCAGAAUAAUUUUUCCUGUUUCUGGGAAAAGAAACAAAUGCGUAGAGAACAACUCACAGCAGAUGUGUCCACGUAUACCGUGCAUCAGGUUCCUUACAUUGGGCCAACAGGGGGCACUGUGUUUUGUGAGAUGAAGCCGGGUGAUGAUCCAACAGGGUCCAUACUCUUUGUAUCACAAAUCCUGGAAGAGCCCAAGAACUUUUCCUGUGAAACCCGAGACCUAAAGAACUUGGUCUGCACAUGGAAUCCUGGGAGGAACACUGGUUUGCUAAAAACUACCCCAAUCUACACUUUAUUUGAAGCAUUUUCCCAGAAAAGGAAGGUUUGUGAACACAAUAAUCGGUGCACUUGGCAAGUGACUGAGAAUUUCCAAAAGCAAUACAACUUCACCCUUGUGGCUGAAAACAUCUUACGAAAGAGAAGUGCCAACUCAGUGUUCCAUCUCGUCCAUCGAGGUUUUCUCCCGAGCUUCUUGAGUCUGUACAUUGAGGUCUUCAACCAAGUUCAGGAAGUUCUUGGUGAUUGUUUUCUCAACAUUGCCCUUCUUCUCUUUUCUGGGACUUAA